UGGUGUGUCGCCGUGGGCGCCCCUCUUCCCCUUCUCUUCUCUUUUCUUCUUUCUUCCGUUUUCCCGCCGCCACCACCACCACCAUCGCCCUCGCCGCCGCCUGCUAGGCCAUGACGAGUAAGACUCGGCGUCCUGCUGGUGUCUUGUCCACGGGCGAGGCCAACUUUGGCAUCGUCUAUCCUCGAAUUCCCAUCGUGGGCUGUCUAGACAGCCAUGGAAGCCACCCGGCGUUUCCUCCCAUCACGUUAAUGACAAAGGGCCCAAUCUGUCUGAAAGAGCUCGAGCGAGAUCUUGGAAUCGAUUCGGCCAUGCGGGCGGCCACGGGGAACAAACCAUCAGUCGAUCCCGGCAUCGCUCUUUUGCCCCGAGACUGCCCCACCCCCCGAAAAAGGCAGAGGCGAUGAGCCCCGGGCGGGCAGCAACGACGUCUUCGACAGGUAGUAACUUCGCAGAUGUGAGUAGCGUGACAGGCGAUUUCUGUUUGGUCGACGGAUGGGAUGCCGAGUUUCUUGCUUUUUUUGGGGAGGGGGUUUCCUGUGUGCGCGAUGGCGGGCCG
Messenger RNA from Colletotrichum navitas, 556 nucleotides. RefSeq lists its product as uncharacterized. The record is from RefSeq and is a predicted model, not a curated record. NCBI's taxonomy places the organism in Eukaryota, Fungi, Ascomycota, Sordariomycetes, Glomerellales, Glomerellaceae. The transcript is spliced from 2 exons. Bases 111 to 404 code for a protein of 97 amino acids.